GCAUGCUGGCAGGCGUGAGGUCGCGCGCGCUCUGCUGCCGGCCCGCGCGCGCUCGAGCCGGGAAGACGCAGAGGACUGUUGGGGGCCUGGAGGAUGCAGCCGCACCCCUGAGCCCCGCGGCUUCGGGGCCGUGGGUCCCAGCCUCUGCGUGGUCGCGUUAUGGCCCCUCUCCCUCGGACGCUUCCCCCCCAAUCACCACCCCCGCCGUAGCACUUUGGUGCCACAGAUACACCGCGUGUUAGUGAGUUUGCCGUGUGCACUUCUGGGCUUGGACACAACGUGAGGUCAGCAGUCUGCAACAUGGAAGUGGCUCUCACCGAAGCCUGACCCUGCUGGUGCCCUGAUCUCGGACUUCCAGCCUCCAGAACUUGCGGGCCUGGGGUGCCACGGAGCUGAGCAGUCCUUGCUGGGAGCCUGAAGCAAACAUGGAUCAUGAAACCAUGGGCAACAUUGUCCUGCUGGCCAUCGUCACCCUCAUCAGCGUGGUCCAGAAUGGGUUCUUUGCCCACAAGGUGGAGCACGAAAGCAAGAGCCAUAAUGGGCGGACCUUCCAGAGGACGGGGACGCUGGCCUUUGAGCGGGUCUACACUGCCAACCAGAACUGUGUCGAUGCAUACCCCACCUUCCUCGUCGUGCUGUGGAGCGCCGGGCUCCUCUGCAGCCAAGUUCCUGCCUCCUUUGCUGGACUGAUGUACCUGUUUGUGAGGCAAAAGUACUUUGUCGGCUACCUGGGGGAGAGAACACAGAGCACACCGGGCUACAUAUUUGGGAAGCGCAUCAUCCUGUUCCUGUUCCUCAUGUCCCUUGCUGGGAUAUUCAACUAUUUCCUCAUCCUCUUUUUCGGAAGUGACUUUGAAAACUACAUCAAGACGGUCAGCACCACCAUCUCCCCUCUCCUCCUCAUCCCUUAGCUGAAUUCCGGGUGGGUGUGCUCAGCUAAUAAAUACCUAGAAGCCGGCAUAACGCAACCCUUUAAAAGAUGCUGUAAAUCUGAUGACCCUCUGGGCUUUGCAGCUUGAGCGACCCUAGCUCUUCCUGGAAGAGAAUAUCUUCGUGUCAGCUCCACCCCCCCGAACGUGGUGGUGGCCCCAGAUUUGCCAUUCAGAUCCCUUCUGUGUGUUUCUUGACUUACCCUGCUUUGUGAAGACGUUUUGUGACCCAAUUUAUGUCUUCCUAAAAUAAAAUGAAGACACAUAUU
Molecule: messenger RNA, 1198 nt
Organism: Hippopotamus amphibius kiboko
Lineage: Eukaryota; Metazoa; Chordata; Mammalia; Artiodactyla; Hippopotamidae
Gene: ALOX5AP
Product: arachidonate 5-lipoxygenase activating protein
Exons: 7
Coding region: 426-911 (161 amino acids)
Biological process (GO): leukotriene biosynthetic process
Cellular component (GO): endoplasmic reticulum; membrane; nuclear envelope
Molecular function (GO): glutathione transferase activity; leukotriene-C4 synthase activity; enzyme activator activity
Source: RefSeq, a predicted model, not a curated record